UUAUUAUGAGCCAUAGUGUUUGACUCAUCUAAUACAUAAUAACCAUGUUGGAAACAUGUCUGUCUACUUCAAGAAUUCUAUAUUUUUAGAAUAAUCAAGACAAUUUUGCAACCUUACUGAGAGCUGUGUUGCUCCUAUUGGUGUCUGCUAACAGAGAAACAUGAACUUGUUAUGCUGACUGUAAUAUUUAUCACUUAAUAGAAAUUACAUGUUUCUACCAUGUAUCAUGAUUCGACAACGGCUUGUAAAUAUUAAUGGUAUCAGAGGUGGAAGACAUUUUGUGUUGACACUUAUUGCUGGUGUGAUCUUUGGAUUUUUCUCUGCAUGGCUUUUAAUAACAACCACAAGAGAUGUGCCAUAUACGUUUAAUUGGUUUACUGGAGGACUAACGUCUUCUAGAGAUCCACACCAUUAUUCAGAACUAGAAUCAGAAGUUGGACCUGACACAGAGGUAAAAUUCCAUAGUGAAUAUGAAGAUUUUCACAAAGGUGAAGAUGAAGUUGCACGAGACCUUGCAAAGAAAGUACGUGUUCUUUGCUGGAUUAUGACAGGUCCAAAAAAUCACCAAAGUAAAGCGCAACACGUGAAAGCAACAUGGGGCAGACGUUGUAAUAUUCUCUUAUUUAUGAGUUCUGCUGAAGAUACAAAGUUACCUACAGUUAUUUUACCUGUGAAAGAAGGAAGGGACAACUUAUGGGCGAAAACCAAAGAAGCAUUCAAAUAUGCUUACGAAAAGUACAAAGACGAAGCCGAUUGGUUUAUAAAAGCUGACGAUGAUACAUACGUAGUAGUAGAAAAUCUACGGUACAUGCUGUCAUCUUAUAAUCCAAGUUCACCACUAUACUUUGGCUGUCGGUUUAAACCGUUUGUCAAACAAGGAUACAUGAGCGGUGGUGCAGGAUAUGUACUUAGCAAAGAGGCUUUACGUAAAUUCGUAGUGGAAGGUUUACCUAAUAAAACUAAGUGUCGCACGGAUAAUGGAGGUGCCGAAGACGUGGAAAUGGGAAAGUGCCUGGAAAAUAUCGAUGUUAAAGCAAUGGAUACACGUGAUCCACACGGUCGUGGAAGAUUUUUUCCAUUCGUUCCGGAACAUCAUUUAAUUCCCAACCACGUAGAUAAAAAUUUCUGGUAUUGGAAGUACAUUUACUACGAUACCAAAGACGGCCUCAAUUGUUGUUCCGAUACCGCGAUAUCAUUUCACUACGUGUCACCUAAUAUGAUGUACGUUCUUGAAUACUUAAUUUACCACUUAAGGCCGUACGGCAUUACGCACGCUGUGGAGAAACUUACUGUGGAUCAGUCGAUCACCGUAUCAACUGAAUACUAGUCUUUAUUGUGUUGUUUUAAUUGAAAACAGCGUAAGCAACGAUGAGCGAGUUUCAUUUCUUAAAAUCUUGAAACUUAAUACCUUGAUCUGCUUUUGAAAUCAUUAAUUAUAAGCACCAAAAAUCAUUUCUCAUUUUUGUUUUUAUAUACAUAACGCUAGUCCAUUCAGGCCAACGAAUUUAACUAUAAAUACGUUCACUGAAAGAUAAAGUGUGUGAUAUAUAGGGUGAAUCGCUCGCUGCUAACGUCAAAAGGCAAGCCGCCUGCUUUGUCGUUUAACUGUCCGUGACCGUAAACGGUAGCUUAUCCCUAUUCAACAGCCCAUGUGUGUGACAAGAGACAGAUCGAGAACCGACACUCUCUCUGUCUCUGUCACACACAGACUGCUCAGCAAGAGUAGCUAGCGACUCUUAAAUGACAAUACAGGCGGCUUGCCUCUCGACCCUAGCAACAAGCGAUUCAACCUGUAUAAUAUUACUACGUAUAUAUAUAUAUAUACAGGGUGUCAAUUUUAACU
Messenger RNA from Dufourea novaeangliae, 1843 nucleotides. RefSeq names its product glycoprotein-N-acetylgalactosamine 3-beta-galactosyltransferase 1 (gene C1GalTA). The coding region runs from base 209 to 1327 and encodes 372 amino acids. The record is from RefSeq and is a predicted model, not a curated record. Gene Ontology annotation, molecular function: N-acetylgalactosaminide beta-1,3-galactosyltransferase activity. The transcript is spliced from 6 exons. Lineage: Eukaryota; Metazoa; Arthropoda; Insecta; Hymenoptera; Halictidae. Gene Ontology annotation, cellular component: membrane.